GUAGUGUUUUUUUCAAAACGUUUUAAUAUAAUUGAGCGAGGCACCGAAUCUGAAAGUUAGAGCUCGAAGGUUGUAGGUAUUACAACAAUGUGUUCUAUAUACUCUCGAUUUAUUGUUAACUAAUCUAGAAAUUUAAAUUAUACAGUGGCCAGUUUGAAAAUCGAAAAUUUUAUCGGCCAACUUAUACUAUAGUAUUAUCAAAAAUGCUUUCAAAUCAACAAAAUUUGAAUUCAGAGGAUCAAGAUUCAAUUACAAGUGGAAACAAUAAUUCUUUUAUGCAAUCAACGUUCAACUAUAAGUUCAACAAUGUACCAUUUUACGAAGUUAUUGAAGAUAUUAUUAAGCCAACUCUUCUAAAGAGCUCAGGAAAAUGUACAUUAGAAAACUCUCCUUCAGGUUUAAUGGAAUGUGCAUUCAAUCAUACUAUGUCAAACGAACAAGCAACACUUAUAUCACUGAAUCGGGACUUUACAAAAAAGACAGCUGACUUUGUGUAUCAAUAUCAAAUUCGAAUUUGUCAGUCAGAAGUUGGACGUAGUGAGGUAACUGAUUAUUUGCCGUUAGGACUUCAUAUUAGAAUUGAAAAUGAAACAUGUUCUUUGCCACCCAUCGCUCGUUAUAUACAAUCAGGAACUGAAUACAGACGAGUUGGAAGACCUAUCAAUUGUACUCAACACUUAAAAUUAAGUCCUUUAGUUUCAAACUCCAUCAUUGUAAACUGGAUUCCUGAUGAAAAAAACUAUGCAUUUGCAAUGUUUAUUGUAAAAGAAUUAAAUGCUAAUACUUUGAUAAAAAAACUUCAAGAAAAAGAAGCAAGGAGUUCAGAAGAGACAAUUAAUGAUAUUAAAAAACUGGCAGAAGUUAAUCCAUGUUUUGCCACUGCAUCUUUUCAUUAUUCCUUGAAAUGUCCAUUGAGUACUAUCAGAAUGAAGAUACCUGCAAAAUCUAUUCACUGUGAUCAUUUACAGUGUUUUAAUGUAGGUACAUAUAUUUUAAAGAACAAAAUGAAUCCAACAUGGUUGUGUCCAAUUUGUAAUAAAUCUUGUUUAUAUGAUGAUUUACAAGUUCAAAAUUAUUUUUUGGAAAUUGUUACAAGCCCAAGACUUCAAAAUGACGUCCAAGAUAUUGAAAUUUUUGCUGAUGGUUCAUGGAUUAUACCCGAAGAAAAAAAUUUUACUGAAAACAUAAUCAAAAAAGCACCCGUGAUACUAAAAAGAACAUAUUAAUUCUUUGUAUUUGAAUAGCAAUAAUGAAAAAUUGUCUUGAAUUGAAUCAAUCAACAAUUAUAUGAAAAGGGAAUGUAAAUAUUAUAAAAGGACUAUAAUAUUUGUGAUACAAAUUUUAAAUUGGUUAUUAAUACCCUGAUCUGAUUUGGAUACACUAAAGUAAUUUUCAAAUUUUGGAUACUUGGUUCAAAGAAUUAUGCAUGAUCUGUUUUUUUAUCUUAAAACAUACCUUUAUAGAAAAUUUUUCAAGCCUCAUAAAUCAGGGGUAGCCAAA
Melanaphis sacchari is the source of this 1500-nucleotide messenger RNA. Its product is annotated as E3 SUMO-protein ligase PIAS1-like. The transcript has 3 exons. Gene Ontology annotation, molecular function: zinc ion binding; transcription coregulator activity; SUMO ligase activity. The record is from RefSeq and is a predicted model, not a curated record. Gene Ontology annotation, biological process: protein sumoylation; regulation of transcription by RNA polymerase II. The coding region runs from base 204 to 1226 and encodes 340 amino acids. NCBI's taxonomy places the organism in Eukaryota, Metazoa, Arthropoda, Insecta, Hemiptera, Aphididae.